Penaeus chinensis is the source of this 804-nucleotide messenger RNA. RefSeq lists its product as uncharacterized. The record is from RefSeq and is a predicted model, not a curated record. Bases 1 to 804 code for a protein of 267 amino acids. The transcript has a single exon. NCBI's taxonomy places the organism in Eukaryota, Metazoa, Arthropoda, Malacostraca, Decapoda, Penaeidae.
AUGAGGACAUCAGGGCAUGCAUGGAUGGCAGAAAACAAGACGCAGGAUUGGUCUAUUGGCCGUCGUUUUGUUCAACACCAAAAGAACUCUGCUCAUCAUUCCAGUGUCAAGCGCACGCCAUUCAAAGUCUUGUUUGUCUCUGCUACUAGGGUUGGUCUGGCAUCACCGAGUCCUCCUCUAGAGGUCCUUGAAAGAUUACAUUCAGAAGAUGACUUGCACGGCCUUUUUGCUAACCCUUCAGAAGAUGAAGGUCUUGCUCAAGAUCCCCAGCCUCUACCAGCAUCUGCAGCACCAGCUCCCACCUCUCACCCUACACCUGCUCAAGAGCCCCAAACUUCACCUCUUACAAAACGUCUGAGGAAAAUAACAGAACAAAGGACGAGGGCCAGGGAGGCACAACUCUCCCAGGCUGAACGCAUGGUGAAACGCAGCCGUAUAGACUUCAAGGCAAUGGAAGAAGGGGAUAAUGUUACUGUGCCCAUCCCCAUGAUGGGUAGAGGAAGGGGAGAUCCACGUAACAUCCUCGGUGUUAUCACUAGCCGCAGUGAAAAUGAUCUGUACGCAAUAACUGUGAAGAAUGGGAUUCUGAAGGCCAAGUACUCCCGCAACCAGUUUGAUAUAUGUCCUCAGAGGCUUCUUACUUUGUUUGAUGUCAACCCAAAAGAUCUGGUUUCCCACCGACAGGCUCUGAAGAAAUCAACUACUGGUGGACAAGGAUUCGUCAUAUGUGAUUGUGCUGAAAGUAAGACGUGUUGUACUAACAUAUGUAAAUGUUACAAGGCCAGUCUCAAGUUGUUGCCAUAG